Molecule: messenger RNA, 1281 nt
Organism: Aspergillus versicolor CBS 583.65
Lineage: Eukaryota; Fungi; Ascomycota; Eurotiomycetes; Eurotiales; Aspergillaceae
Exons: 5
Coding region: 1-1281 (426 amino acids)
Source: RefSeq, a predicted model, not a curated record
AUGGACGAUAGCGAUGGUGCCCGUCGGGCGACGGCUGUCACGGCGGUCGCGUCUGUCUUUAUGUCUAUCGCCUGCGUGGCUGUCCUGCUGCGUAUUUAUGUUCGGGGCUUCCUCAUCAAGGCCUUUGGGUGGGAUGAUGCAACGAUGGUCAUUGCAAUGAUAUGCUAUCUGAUGUUUUCUGGGUGCAUGAUCGGGGGCGCCCGGUACGGGACAGGGCACAGAUUCGCCGCGCUCACGGCCCAUCAGCGCGUAACAGCGAUGGAGUACUGGUGGCUGUGUGAAAUCGCCUACUGCUUCGCCUCUAUCGGAUGCAAAAUCUCCGUCUGCAUCUUCCUGAUGCGCAUCACCGUCAAGCGCCUUCAUAUCUGGAUCCUCUCGACCGUGAUGGCCCUCACCGUGCUGACCGGCCUGCUCUUUAUGUUCAUCAUGCUGCUGCAGUGCAAGCCGCUCGAGUACUUCUGGACGCGCACUGCCAUGGACCCGAAUAUCAAGGGCACCUGCAUCAGCAUUGAGAUUGUCAUUACAAUGACCUACGUCUACAGUGCCAUUGCGGCGCUGACGGACUUUACGGUUGGCAUUCUGCCCAUCUUCAUCGUGCGCAAGCUGCAUAUGCGCAAGAAUACCAAAUUUGCUGUUGUUGGUAUCCUGGGCAUGGCCUGCAUUGCCUCCUCCGCCGUCAUCGUCCGUAUUCCAUUCGUGAAAACAUUCCGCGACCCUGAUUUCCUCUACGCAACCGUCGAAAUCGCCAUCUGGUCCAACAUCGAAGCCGGCCUCGGUAUCACAGCCGGAAGUCUCGCAACCCUACGCCCUCUGCUCAGACACUGGAUGGGCUCUACAAACGACCCCAGCUACAACCAGUCUCCCUUCCCCGGGCGCUCUGCACGCUCUGGGUCCCGACGACCCGGCGGGCUAGGAAUCUCGAACCACGAGCGGCCGUUCCCGCUGGGCUCGCUGGAUGAUGCGGGCGCUGAUCGUCUGCGCCCGGAUAAGCUGGCGACGACGGUGACGACUAUCCAGACGAGGCGGGAUUCGGAUGAAGACGGCGAUGUGGAUACGGGUUUGGGAACGCGGUGGCGCGGGGAUAGCGAUAAUAGCAGCGAGGAGAGGCUCACGUCGGAGCAGCAGCAUCAGCAGCAGCAGAGGGGGCAGAGUAGGACGCAUUCGCUAAUAGGGGCAGGGAGGUCGAGUGCUGAGCAGGGGAUGGGGGGGAUUCAUCGGACAUUUGAGGUGACGCAGACCAGGUCGGAUGCCUGGUCGCCGAAUGGGAGGGGGCACGUAUAA